ACAUGACUUCCUUUUUAAAAGGGCCAUAAAUAUAAACCAAUGCCCACAGCACUUUACUUAAUGUGUAACUGCAGACCUGACAGUCUGGUCAAAAACCAGCAUUCUUUCAAGCAAUGGAAGAAAUAUAUGAGAAUGUUGCCUUUGACAAACAUGCCUGCCCAGCUCCUGCAACAGAUCCCAGAGGCUCCAGCAGCUCUAAAAGGAGGGUUUAUUUGGCUGUUAUUCUCUGUCUGGGGGUCCUGAGUGUUUGCCUGCUGGCUGGACUCAUCGUCCUUGGUGUCCAUCAUCAUAUCUCUGGUGAGAUGGCUGCAGAUCUCUUCGCCAACCAAGACCAUCUGAGUGAGCGUCUUCAGGCCAGUAAGGACAAUCUGUCCUCCCUGACAGAAGAGAGAAACCAGCUAAAAGCCAACCUCAGUCAACUAACUGAAGAAGUGAACAAGCUUAAAGAGAAAACAUGUCCUGCAGGAUGGAAGAUGUCCAGCUGUUCUUGUUACCUCCUUUCUAAAAAAUCUGGUUCCUGGGAUCAAGGCAGAGAAGACUGCAGAGGCAGAGGAGCAGAUCUGGUGGUGAUAGACAACGAUGAAGAACAGAAAUUUCUCUCUAAAUUCGCCAACGGAUUCUACUGGAUUGGUUUAAGUGACAAAGAAACAGAAGGAACCUGGAAAUGGGUGGAUGGAACUAACCUGACUCUAACGAACUGGGACACAAAUCAGCCUGAUAAUGGUGGUGGAGACCCUCAGUGGGGUGAGGAGGACUGUGUGGAACUUAGACCUAACAGGAACACUUGGAAUGAUCGUAACUGUAGAGCUUCUAUCUGGUGGAUCUGUGAAAAAAGACCAACACAAUCUGCUUAAAAGGAAUAUUUGUAAAUCUUUACAGCUAUAGCUAUAGUUUGUUUUGUUUCUACAGAAACUGUUACCAAAAAGAUGCAACUUUAAAACACAUUUAUAAACAUUUAGUAAGUGUUGCUUCAGAGCACGAAAUAUUCCUUCUUGUUCUCAAACAGAAUAUUUGUUUUUAGCAGCACAAUGAAUUCCUGCUUUAUUGUUGUUGUUUUUCAUGCUAUAUAAUAUCUUAUGCAUUUGAAUAGAAAGAUCUGAUGGCAUAAAUUAACUUACAUAUAUAAAAACUCACCACAUCAGGGGUUUAAAUGAUAUUUAAUUAUCAUAAACAAACCAGCUCUUCAACUUGCACAGUUUGUAAAACUGCUUAAGUUCUUGUGGCCAUUUGAUUCAUGCAGCAGUGUUGGAUUAAGAUUUAUGAGCUUUAUGCUUCACAUUCAUUGUAUGAAGACUAGAUCUUCAGCUUUCAGAUGGACCUGUGAAACAUAGCUGGGCAGAUUAAGAGAUUUAGUAAAUAAAUAGCGUCUGAAAUGUGAUGUGUUUAUUUGUUCAACUUCAGGUUCACAUUUCAUCAUGUGGUCAGUUAUACAAACAUUUAUGCCAUUUCUCUAAAAGUGGGAAAGUUUUCUAAAUUGCAAGGAAAACCUUGGAAUGACCCAUCAUCCAUAUUUCCCCAAAGCAAGCAGAACUCACCAAAACAUGUUUUUGCAUUGUGUGGUUAAAAUGACCAAGUUGUAGAGUUAAGACUAAAUGAAGUUUUAAUACUGAUCUAAUUUGUUGAAGAUGUGCAAGAAAUGAUCUGAUACAGACUGUUUAGUAUCAUGCUGUGUGGCCUGUAUUUCUGUUGUCUAUGAAACUGCUAUAAUAAAUCAUAUUUCAUUAUAAAAUUAAAGAACAAUUUCAGUACAAAAAAUAUUUCAGUUAUCACCAAGAAAGCUUCAUGGUGAUAUCUGCAUUAUGUGUAAACAG
Messenger RNA from Melanotaenia boesemani (Boeseman's rainbowfish), 1811 nucleotides. RefSeq names its product CD209 antigen-like protein C. Bases 114 to 854 code for a protein of 246 amino acids. NCBI's taxonomy places the organism in Eukaryota, Metazoa, Chordata, Actinopteri, Atheriniformes, Melanotaeniidae. The record is from RefSeq and is a predicted model, not a curated record. The transcript is spliced from 6 exons.